Molecule: messenger RNA, 678 nt
Organism: Alternaria hordeiaustralica
Lineage: Eukaryota; Fungi; Ascomycota; Dothideomycetes; Pleosporales; Pleosporaceae
Exons: 3
Coding region: 1-678 (225 amino acids)
Source: RefSeq, a predicted model, not a curated record
AUGACCAUGUCACGCUCGCGCUCGCCUCCCCGCCCCCGUUCGGCUUCGCCCCGACGUGCGUCAUCUGCUUCACCAUUUCAACCCACUUCCCCGCACUCCGCCGCCUACGAGGGUGAGGAAUACGACGGCGAAGACUACGGAGACGACGACGACGACUACGAGGGUAAUGAGCUCACUCAUAGUGAGAAAGUCCGCCUCUACAUCGCCGACUCGCCCUCGCCAACUGGCUCUCCUAUCGAGGAAGACGAGUCUAUUCUCAACGCCGACGAGCUACGCACCAAGCUACAGGAGGCCAAGCGUCAACGUGGCGCUGAGUACGUCGAGAAGACCGAUAUCAAGGACGUGCUCCGUGUUGAACACGAGCGGGCUGAAACCUUGGCCGACCACCUCAGCGCGUAUGAGGCGAACGUCGCUAGGAUCAAGAAGGAGCUCGCUGCUCUCCAGGCCGAACUCGCUGCUGCCCGGGACCGUGAGGCCAAAAAGGACGACGAACUCGCCGCUGUCCAGAUGAAACUGAAGGCCCUCGCCCUGAAAGGUGGACCGGCUCAAGUCACACUUCCGGUGCGUGUUAACACGAAGUGCCGCAACUACGACCAUCCGCGUGUCACUUGUGCCGGAGGCAAUUGUGCUCGUGUCCAUCACGAUGACGGCAAGGUCGAGGUGAUGAAGGAUGUGUAG